AUGGCCCAGAGAGUGACCUUUAGAAGAAGAAACCCAUACAACACCAGAUCCAACCAGAUCAAGGUGGUCAAGACUCCUGGUGGAAAGCUUGUCGCUCAACACCUCAAGAAGAUUGGUACCAGACCAAAGUGUGGUGACUGUGGUAUCGCUCUUCCAGGUGUCGCUUCCCUCAGACCAAGACAGUACGCUGCCAUUUCCAAGACUCACAAGACUGUUUCCAGAUCUUACGGUGGUUCUAGAUGCGCCAACUGUGUCAAGGAGAGAAUCGUUAGAGCUUUCUUGAUCGAGGAACAGAAGAUCGUCAAGAAGGUGUUGAAAGACCAAGCCAAGAACGAGAAGGCUAAGAAAUAA
Ogataea philodendri is the source of this 351-nucleotide messenger RNA. RefSeq lists its product as uncharacterized. Bases 1 to 351 code for a protein of 116 amino acids. Gene Ontology annotation, molecular function: structural constituent of ribosome. The record is from RefSeq and is a predicted model, not a curated record. The transcript has a single exon. Gene Ontology annotation, cellular component: ribosome. Gene Ontology annotation, biological process: translation. NCBI's taxonomy places the organism in Eukaryota, Fungi, Ascomycota, Pichiomycetes, Pichiales, Pichiaceae.